Brassica napus (rape) is the source of this 3982-nucleotide messenger RNA. RefSeq names its product heterogeneous nuclear ribonucleoprotein A1. The transcript is spliced from 15 exons. The coding region runs from base 72 to 1310 and encodes 412 amino acids. Gene Ontology annotation, molecular function: RNA binding. NCBI's taxonomy places the organism in Eukaryota, Viridiplantae, Streptophyta, Magnoliopsida, Brassicales, Brassicaceae. The record is from RefSeq and is a predicted model, not a curated record.
UAAAAUUGAAACCGGAAAUCAAUUAGGGCAGUUCAGUAGUGAAUGGGUGUGUGUGGAAGGGCAUGUUAUAAAUGAGAGAGGCGCCUUCCACAAACCGCUCUAACUGUAUCGAAUACUUCUCUCUCGUCCAACUACUACACCAUCCUUCCUUAUCCGAAUCUUCUCAGGGUUUCGGAGGAUCUAAACCCCAAAAGUCGCACAAGAUGGACAGGUACGAGCGAGUGGCGAAGCCUAAGGAUGAGACGCCGAUUGCUGAGAACGAGAUUCGCAUCACCAGUACGGGUAGGGCGCGUAACUGCAUCACCUAUGCGAUGGCUCUUCUUCAGGAGAAAGGAUCAGAUGAAGUUAUUUUCAAGGCAAUGGGAAAAGCUAUCAACAAGAGUGUGACCAUUGCUGAGCUCAUUAAGAGAAGGAUUCCUGGAAUCCACCAGCACACAUCUAUUGGAUCCAUUGACAUAACUGAUACCUGGGAGCCUAAAGAGGAAGGCCUUCUUCCGAUUGAGACAACAAGGCAUGUGUCGGUGAUCACUAUAACGCUUUCGAAGAAGGAGCUGAACACAUCCGCAGUUGGGUACCAGUAUCCAAUCCCAAUUGAGUUGGUGAAGCCAUUUGUUGAGAUUGAUUACGAAGGAAGAGUUGGAUCACCUAGUGGCAGGGCAAGAAGAGGAAGAGGAAGGGGAAGAGGAAGAGGUGGCAGAGGGGACGGAUAUGUUAACGCUGAGUAUGAUGAUGGAAGUAUGGAGCCUGAGCGGGUACCUGGGAGAGGAGGACGCGGUGGUCGUGGAAGAGGAGGGUUCAGUGGUCCUCCUCCUUACUACGAAGCUCAACAAGAUGGAGGUAAUUAUGGACGCAACGGUCCUCCUCCACAGCAUCAUGGGUAUGAUGAUGGAGGUAUGGAGCCUGAGCGGCCAUCUGGAAGAGGAAGAGGGGGCGGGAGAAGAGGUGGUCGUGGAAGAGGAGGUUUUAAUGGUCCUCCACGUUAUUAUGAAGCCCAACAAGACGGAGGAAACUAUGGCCACAGUGGUGGUCCUCCACAGGAUCAUGAGUACGAUGAUGGAGGCAUGGAGCCUGAGCGGCCAUCUGGUAGAGGAAGAGGGGGAGGGAGAAGAGGUACUCGCGGUGGUCGUGGAAGAGGAGGUUUCAAUGGUCCUCCACAAUACUAUGAAGCUGAGCAUGAUGGGGGAGACUACGGAUACGGUGCUCCUCAUCAGGGCCGUGGAGGUGGGCGUGGUAGGGGAGGUCGUGGAAGGGGAGGAGGCCGUGGUGGAUUCAACAGAUCAAGUGGACCACCGAUUCAGGCAGCUGCUUAAGUGAUCGUUGAAUGGAUUUUGUUCUUUUUUCUUCAUUCUCUUGACUCUGUCAAUCAAAUAACAACAAGAUGUUCCGUAGCAUAAUUUCUCUUUCAUUUUGCAUUUAGGUUAUAUAAUAUUGUUGAUUUAUUUUAUGGAUGUUGUCUUUGGGAUUUCUCCAGUUUUUGUUCACUCGUAAGAAUUUUCCAGUUUUGUCUCUGUUUUUGAGUGUUGGAAUUUAUGGUAUUUGGUUUGCUGGCACGAGACAUGGAGUCUGCAAAUUACACACGUUCUUUGUUUUACUCUUCACCAAUAAGCAAUCCGAAUUUUCAACGUAUUCUGGCGUUACAGUUUAUCACUUACACGUAGUAUUUUCAUCUUUCAAGAAAAAUGUUCAAAAGUACAGUAUUUGUAUAUCCAGUUAUUCAAGCCUAAACAGACGAGCAAAAAAAUAUGGAGACAGUAAUAGUAUAUGCUGACUGAUUGUAUUUUGGAAUACGCGAAGAAGGCCCACUAAUUUAACAAACUAAGGGCCCGUACGUGGGAAGCCAUGUUAAAAAAGAUAUCGCCGUUGCCGGGGAUCGAACCCGGGUCACCCGCGUGACAGGCGGGAAUACUUACCACUAUACUACAACGACACAUGUUGCUCACUGUUAUCAUUGAAUAUAUUUAAAUAAAUUAUUAGAAAGCUUUUCUUGAACAAAGAGAAAAAUACUUUUGGAAAAAAAAAAAAAAAAGGCUCUACGCAGCAGCACUAUAGUUUCAUCUUCAAAUAAAUCUGAUUCAUCAUCAUCACCGGUAUCUCCUAGGCGAAUUCUGUUCGGUCAACUCAAGCAACGUGAUUUGGGCAAAGAUGGCUCAGGACGUCGAAAUGAAAGAUAACCACACCCCUUCUCAAUCCACGAUGCAGCAUUUGAAGGAGAUAGCAGACUUGAUCGAUACUGGCUCGUAUACGAAGGAAGUCCGCCGUAUUGCUCGUGCUGUGCGGCUAACUAUUGGUCUCAGGCGAAAACUCACCUCCUCCGUGUUAACUUCUUUCCUCGAUUUCGCUUUGGUUCCAGGAUCCGAACCCCACUCUCGCCUCUCUUCCUUUACUCCCAAGGGUGAUGAACAUGACAUGGAAGUUGAUACGGCUACAUCUGCUACACAACCUCCUUCUAAGAACCUACCUUCUGAGCUCGAGAUCUACUGCUACUUCAUUGUUCUUCUUUUUCUGAUUGAUCAGAAGAAGUACCCCGAGUUUACUCCUGCUGCUGACUCUUGAUGAGUUAAUAUUUAUGAUAUGGUUUAGUUUCAUGAGUUUCUUUUCGGUCGGCUCUUAGGCUAAACCUUGUUCUUCAGCAAGCAUUGCUCGUCUCAAGAACUUUAACAGAUGAACCAUCGAUGUGAUUGCUUCAAGACUCUAUGUUUACUAUUCCUUGAGCUACGAACUAAAUCCGCGGGUUAGUUGUAGUUCACAGACAGGUUGUUUUUAGUUUUUUCUUAACUUGGUUCUACCCAUCUUAGUACUAAUCAGUAGUUUAACUGUUAAUUCUCUGGUUCAUUUGUUUAUACGUGCCUUGCAUCACUCUGCAACACUACGCCAUGAUGAGUUGGGUCAGGAAACACUUGUAAACAUGUUGCUUCGCAACUACUUCCGUUACAAUUUGUAUGAUCAGGCAGAGAAGCUCAGAUCAAAGGCACCUCCAUUUGAGGCCCAUUCAAAACAGCAGUCAUAUCACUAAUUGAUGUGUUCCAUUGUGCUCUCUUGCUCAUCCUUUGGUCAUUAUCUUCUAUUUGAUUUCCCCAAAUGGAAAUAUGUCAAAUGAUAUGCUUUGCAGUUCUGUGGGUAUCUCUUCUACCUGGGGAAGAUCCGAACCAGAAAGUCUCCUUCAAGCAGCCAGGAAAGCCCCUAGCAGCUCCGGGGUUCAGAAUCCAAUGCAAUAAAUGGGCCAUUCUGGUCCGCUUGCUACUGGGUGAGAUCCCUGAGAGGUCAGUCUUCAUUCAGAAGGGGAUGGAGAAGGCUCUGAGGCCUUAUUUCGAGCUUACCAAUGCGGUGAGGAUUGGGGACUUGGAGCUGUUCAGGACAGUCCAAGAGAAGUUCUCAGAGACAUUUGCUCAAGACCGGACGCCCAAUCUCAUCGUAAGACUCCGCCACAACGUCAUCAGGACUGGACUACGCAACAUAAGCAUCUCGUACUCGAGAAUCUCCCUUCCUGACGGAGCAAUCUGACGCGACCAUCGAUCACAAAAACGGGUGCAUGGUCUCCAGAGAAACAGGGGACAUUUACUCCACGAAUGAGCCGCAGACAGCGGUUAACUCGAGAAUUGCUUUCUGCCUCAACAUGCAUAACGAGGCGGUCAGAGCUUUGAGGUUUCCUCCUAAUACCCACAAGGAGAAAAAAAAGCGAUUAAUUUUUCUUAUAUUCAAAAAAAAAGAAAAGAAAAAGAGCGAUGGGAAGAGGAGAGAGAGGAAGAGUUGGCUAAGCACAUGGCUGAGGAAGACUAUGAUGACUUUUAGAGAAGGAUAAUAUCUCAGUCUGAGUUUGUUACUCACACAACUUUACUUUCUAAAGUGUUUUAUUGGAGGUGUGUUAAGUGUGUUUUAUCCUCCGGAUAAUCAUUGUUCCUUUUUAUUACUUUGGUUUCAGGUUUAGGAAAAUAGAUUUAUAUUUGUCGUUGGUUUCAGAAGAUUGGAAUAUUUUUUCGUUUAA